Messenger RNA from Williopsis jadinii, 2364 nucleotides. RefSeq names its product Rpd3L histone deacetylase complex subunit DEP1 (gene DEP1). Gene Ontology annotation, biological process: negative regulation of transcription by RNA polymerase II. NCBI's taxonomy places the organism in Eukaryota, Fungi, Ascomycota, Saccharomycetes, Phaffomycetales, Wickerhamomycetaceae. Gene Ontology annotation, cellular component: Sin3-type complex. Gene Ontology annotation, molecular function: histone deacetylase binding. The transcript has 2 exons. The coding region runs from base 442 to 1974 and encodes 510 amino acids. The record is from RefSeq and is a predicted model, not a curated record.
UGGGACCUUCCCGUGGGCCCAAUUUAGGGAAAUUUGGAAACGAUUCUCUGUUUUGAAAGGUUUUACUGUUGUAAUUGGAUCAUCGCAAGGACCGUCAUAGCCCAGAGGGAAGUUCUAUUAUAUCCAGUCAGUGAUAACGAUCUCAUCGCUCGGUCUGGGUUUGCUCCUCGGUAUUGUUUGUUAUUGAAAGAAGAACGGUAUACGCUCACUGGGGCCAGCUUUGUACCAUUGGGCCAUAUAUCAUCACCACAACAAAGGGAGCCGCUGGUUUGAUUCUUGUUCUCCUUUGAUUAAAGGGCAGUGCGGCGAGAGAUAGACCGAGAGGGACACAGAGUAGCCUUGCAACAGGUACAGGAUUGCGUGCUUUGUUGGCUUGAUCAGGUAUAACAGGACGGCAGAAAGUAACCGUUCAGCAGGACUGAUACUUAUUGCGCUAUACAGAUGACGGAUAUCGAGCACGGUCGACAGAACUCAACCACGUUGACUGACACAGGAAAGACUUCACCACUCACAGACCUCAGCUCUUCUUCUCCUUCGAACCAGGAGAACACUGCCGGCAGCAACAACAGCACUGGAGUUUCCCCGUCACAGGUGAAUGAGAAACGUGCCAAAUCGAUAGCAUCGGACGUUAGCUCAGAACUAAGUGAUUUAGACUCAGAGGCAGAAACUGAGAAGAUGGAGAGCGGGCAGGAGUCGCAGUUGCUCAAAUUGAGCAAGGCGCACGGGCUGAGAGACGGUGACGAGAGGGAGCAGAAGGACGAUACAGAAGAGGCUGAUGACACAAUACGCCAUGACGAGACAAUGGAUAACACGCUGAUUAAGGAAGAAGUAUCGAUCGAGUUGCAGAAGGAUAAGGAGAGUAACCUGGAAGUGGAUCACUCUUCGGAGGAAUUUGCAAAAGUUGUCCAUGAAAUACGCAAGAGCCAGGAAUUAGAAGACGCCAAGGAGGAGAACGAACAAGAGAACAAACAGAAUGGUAACGACACCAGUGUAAAUGGUGAUCACGAGGAGGAUUCAAGUGACCUGAAGGGAAUUAAGGAUGAGGCCAAUGGCACUGAAAAUGGUUCCGUGGAGGAUGUUGUCCCUGACGUUGCUAAUGACACAAUUCCUGAGUCUCUUCCGAAUGGCAAAAGAAAACUUGAGGAGGAGAAUGAACUUGAAGAGCCAGUUGAGGAGAAUCUAGAGAGCUUGAAAAGACGUAAGACUGGCGACGACACCCAUACAGAAUCAGUAGUGGAAGAAGUAGAUGGUGCGAGAACUGUUGAACAAGAAGCUACAAAUGAAAGUGACGAAGAUAUAGGUGAUCAAGAAGAUGAGGAGGAGGAAGAGGAGGAGGAGGAAGUACUCACAGAAGAACAAAAGCGUCAAAAACAGAAGGAGGAAGAGGAGGAGCUUGAGAGACAGAGGCAACGCAAAGAGGCACUUCAAGAGCUCACCACCAUUGAGAUUGAAUUUGCCAAGCUGAGGGAUCGCCUAUACGAAGAUAAGAUGUCUCGCUUCAAGUCUGAAUUGGAGAUGUGCCUCAAUGGUUCGCAUCCAGAAUUGCAAACAGUGUAUACAAAGAUUGAUGCCCACAGGGAGGAGAAAAUACGACUUGCCUCACUAACGCAAAAGUACGAGUUGGAAUGCAUAGAUAGAAAGACUAAGGCUCAGAGAACCCAGAUUCACCAACAGUAUUACAAGCGUACAUCUGAUUAUCGUACGAAGUACUUGAAGGAUGUGAUGCAGGGAUGGGAUGCUAUCAAUAAGGAGAGACGCAAUAUGGAUCUAGAGCAGUAUCCAGAGUACCAGUAUAAGAUUCCUCAGUAUGCAGAUGAGCUUGUACGCCAGAGAACUCAAUACAAUAAGGAGAUCAGUGUGCUUGUUGGAUUGAACGAUUACUAUGGCUUUCCAACAGCGCCAAAGUUGGCCUCGGUACAAGGUGACGAAUUGGAUAACGAUUUGAGGGCUAUGAACAUAAAGCCAAACAAAUAACAUCCAUAUUACACCGAUAAAAUUCCUAAUUUACCAACCUGGCAAUGAAUUUCAUGUGAUAUACAUAUACAACAAGUAUCUAGUGAGGAAUUUCCUCCUUGUAGCCUACAAAGUGAGAGCAAUCUUUCAUUAACGUUUUUUCAGUAAAUAUACAAACCAAACCAAUGACAGUAUCUUAACGCAAUGGGAUGAAUCUGUUGGAAGAAACACCAGCUCUACCGUGUCUAACUGGGGUGUAAGUGAUGGAGAACUCACCCAAGUAGUGACCAACCAUCUCUGGCUUAAUCUCAACUUGGUUGAAGGUCUUACCGUUGUAAACACCAACGACGGAACCAAUCAUCUCUGGAACGACAACCAUGUUUCUCAAGUGGGUCUUGACAACAGCUGGCU